CUGGUUUGGAUAGAGCUUGGAGUCCGGUCAAAGUGAAGAAGAGGAUGAGACGGGGAUGUGAUGUUUUAAGAAUUUGUCUGGACAGUUUCUCUUGAAAUCGGAGCUGUGGAGGACUGUGAACCUCGUGCUCCACGGGGAGACUGGUCAGGUUUUUUACCAUGAACAGAUGAAGCAGCGGAGCUUGACCAGAGGUUGGUUGGUGGAGCGUGACAUCCUCGCCUUCCCUGACACAGAGGGAGCGGGUGAUGGAGUCUGUAGGAGAGAGACGAGGCUGCUUUGUGAUGUGUUUGUUGCGUCCCCUGUAUAUUUUUUGGACAACACCCACUCUACACAUCUGGCACUAAGAAGUCCUGAACAUGACACCUGACUCUCUCUCUGUCCUCAUGGCUCCCUUUGACCGUGCAGGACAAGGCACGGCUGGUGAAACUGUCUGAGUCCAUCCACAGCUGUGGCAUCUUGCACUGAGACUUUAAACCUAGCAAAGAGGCUUCUCUGGCCACAGGGGGGAGGUGCUGUGCCAGCUGAUGUCCAGGACCUCAUCACCUUUCUCCUGAAGAAGAACAGUGAGAAGCACCUGGGUACAGGUUCUUUCCUGCGUGACCAGUGAAACCAGUCUGCCCCUGUCUGAUCCAGUGCAGCAACUGACUGGGUAAUGCCUUGCUCGAUGCAGAGACCCUGAACGCAUCACUCUGAAAGCUCUUCUUGUUAAUUUUCCACACCACCACCACCACUGUGUUUCAAACCUGUGACUCUUCUCAGUGUUCGGAGCUAUGAGGGAACUGAAUAAGGCUCAACCAAACAGCUGCUGAUAGUUGGAUAUUUAAAACCAGAGAAAUAAUGAGAUUUAAUUAGAAACACAACAGGUGUUCUAUCUGCAUCAGAGCUGACAGCAUCAAACCAACAUUCAGUGAUGAAAUAUGCAGCUGAUCUUUAUUUAUCAGUUUUAAUAAUAUCUACAGGUUAUUCUGAUUGUCCCCUCAGAGACAGAAAAACUGUGGCAAAAGUAACAUGAAUGUUCCUAAAACAAUAGCAACAUUUAGACUGCUCUCUUUUCUUGGCUUUAUCUCGUGGAUCAUGUUCACCCUAAAGGUUCCCAGCUUUGGUCUAAGUUACACAAAAAACACCUUUUUGUCUCGGCUUCCCCUGCGGGCCUCACCUCCAUCUCCACAGUGCGAGCUUGUCUGAAGUUUCUGUUUGGAUUUUGGGAGCGCCAUACUUCAUAAUCUGAGCUCCCAUGUUUGUGUUUUUAUCUACAACCUGAAAGCCUAUUGUUUACAGUGUCACACAGUGAGGAUCAUGUGAAUUUUCACACACUACAGCACAUGAUGUUGUUAAGAUUAAAGUACCAACUGGAAUGCAGUGCUAUAUAGUCCCAUAAUGUCUGCUCUUAAUACAGAAACUCAUCGCUACAUCAGCUCAUUCAGGCUGUGAUGAUCCUAAAGUUGUAUUUUACUCCAGUUUGGAGUACUAUUCAGUAAAUUCACCUUUAAUUGGAUUAGAAUAAAGAUCCUGGAACAGGUAAAUCUUCUCUGAUUCCCUGUUCAAACUGUGAAUUCGUAUUUCAGGUAGGCUAAAACAAAAUGUAACAGCCAAUACUCCUGACAGUAGGAAAGAAGAGACAGCAUCACCAUCCGAGUUAUAUCCAGCAUAUUCAGCAACUUCACUGUUGAUGCAAUUUAGGAAUAAAACUUUAAUGAUGAACUCUCGGGGAAGCUAACAGCCAGCAUCUCCUGAGCUCAGACAACUGCAGUUUCCUCCUUUAGUUUGGUCCAUAUGAAAAUGAUGCAAUUCGCCAAAUAACAGCACACAGACCCCCAAAAGACCCAAAACGCAUAGGCAAUAAAGAGAGAGAUGCAGUUCGAACACAAAGAGGCCAAACAGAAUAAAAAUGGUUUGAACUCAGCAGUUUUUAUCUAUUUGUCUGUAACUUGCAGAGUUCAGACACGUCCCUACUAAAGUUGCAGAAAGCAGAAUACGAUUAAUUCUGAGUAGAAGCUGCUGAACCGAAAUAAACCAAUUUUAAAAAUUGAGCAACAUAAGAGGCGACAGAUUAUUCAGGAUUUUUUUUCUGCUACUUUACAGUUUUUGUUCUUGACACAUACAGUCGACUAACGCAUUAAAACGACGACUCACACAGGGAACUGAGGAAAUGACUCAGCAGCUUUGAGUGAUUAUCUUGCAAAUCCUCCUGAAAAAUGAAUUAACAUUGUUAUCAUUAACAUGAGUCAGUCACCCAUCAGAACCAGAAUCAGUUUGACCCGCAGACAGAUGACCGUGUUAGCAGCGGUGAGAAAAAAAAUCCUUUAACAAGUUCAAAAAAAGCUGCACUAAUCAAUAUUUUUACAUUAAAAAUGAAUCAAAUGAUUACAUUUAAUAUGAAAGAGGUCACUCAUAGAGAAUAUCACCCAACUCUGCAGUUCCUCCACAGCUCUACAAAGCACUAUACUGUCUUUCAGUUCAUUGUUUUAGUUUUACAACCUGAAACUUUCGAACACGUCCACACUCAUAUGUUUUCAUUUUAAAACUAAAACUAUUUCUGUCUGUAUCACGUGACCAUUCACAUGCACUUGGCAUGCUCGUGCCGUUGUGAACAGGAAACAGAUUAUCUAAUCUAAGGUUGGUUACAGAAAAAACUACCAACGAGGAACAGAAAACAGAAGUUGUAGCGUUAAAAUGCAGAAAUUAACUGCACAAAGGCUGCUAGCAGAGACAACAAGGUCACUAACGCUUACUUUACGCUACAACAAAAAUAAAAUCAGCAAAAAGCAUCUGUACAUGACCUGCCCAGCACCAAACAGCUGUUCAUGUGUGAGUGCUGGAUAGGCAACUGUUAGCUAACACCUUCAGAAUAUAAAUAACUUGAUAAGGUGAUAAUAUGUCUGUGUUGUGUUUAUAGUUUGUUGCGUUUCCAAAUAGUCAAAUGAAUACUAUUCUCUAUUUCUCUGUACUCUAUUUAAAAUCACUAUAAUAUGGCUUCAUAUAGUCAACAACAAAUACAGUGCCCAUAUUUUCACAUUGAAAAGUGACAGCUGUAUUUUGUAACACUACAGUUGGAGAAUAAUUUGUGUUUACAGCAGGAAAGUGGGGAGUUAAAGUUGAAACAGCUUCAGUAUAAGGCUGUGGUAUUGUUAGUCUACUAUUGAUUUCCCAUAACAGAGAUACACUCUACUCUGCUUUCACCUCCUUAAUUAGACUCCAUCAGUUGACUAAUUAUUUUUCAUAUUGUUACUUUAUCUAACUCCCACUGUUGGUGUCUUUUGUUCUGACAUUUCCUCUUUACAUUCGCUAAGUCUCUGUCACCAUAUGCACAGGCUCCACUGUGACCCUUUUAAAUUAAUCCCAUGGAUUGAGCUCAAAUGACCCAGAUUGAGUUUGUGUGAUGCCAGCAGCUUUGUGCACACAAACAGUUAGGAGAACGACUCCGUCUGAAUCCAGAUGUAUCAGAUGUAGUCUCUCAGAAAAAAAAUCAAUCUUCAAAUAUUGUCAUCUACAUUUCAACCGCUUUCAAGUCAGUGUUUUUAUGUAGCCCAACAUCUGAAAUCACAAAGCGUUCGUCUUUUACCAUUUAAAUGAUAAUUCAACAGCGUUUACGGUUUAAACAUCAACUUACAUUUCAACUGCUUUCAGCACUUUCACUUCUUUUUUUUUUUUUUUUGUUAAUCGCUGCUAUUUGAAAUAACUUAACAGCAAAAUUUCUGCAGCAAGUACAUGGGAAUUUUCUUCUGAAAAUGUUGCAAAUAGAGUUGAAACUUAGUCAAUUAACAGAAAAAAAACAACAAUUUUAAUCACCACUUCAACUGCUUAUAUAUUUUACACUUAAACUGACAUUUAACCACUUUAAUUUCUCACACUUUAAGUAACAGUUCAGCUACUUUCGGUGGUGACACAUCCACUAACAUUUCAGCUGUGUUCAGUACUUUGGUUUUCAUCCUCUUCAGCGCUGCAGUUACAAUGGAAAUUCACCUUCUUUCAGCUCUGUCAUUUCAACACACAAAAAUAAUGAUAUUUUAUUUCCUCUUCUGAGAAUCACAUCUUGAGUUUUUAGAGCUGAAACGGUUGAUUUCUAGUAGACAGAAGAUUUUUCUUUAAUUAUUUUAACCAACAAUUGUUUUCAUAUCUUACACUUCAACUGCUUUCAUCUUUCACUCUUUAAAUAACAAUGUAUCUGCUUUCAGGCUUAAAGUUGAACUGAAUCAUCUUCGUGUUAGUAGUAGCAGUAUUCAGAAUAGUAUGAUUAAUACUUUUUCUUUCUUCCUCUGUGUAAAAAACAGUUUGAGUUUCAGAUCCUACUUCAGUUGACAUUUGAAACCCUUUCAUUUCUCUUUCCUCUUAAAAUAACAUUUCAACUCCGUUCAGUGCUUCCAGUUCAACUGAUCGUUACUAGUGUCAGUACUAGGAUUCAUUCAAAUGAAAAUAUUUCCAGCUUCUUAAUUUUGAUCAUUUGUUGCUUUUGUCUUGUGUGAUUAUUUAUUAAAUAUUUUUUGCGUUCUACAAAAUUGUGAUGUUCAGCUUUGCAAUUUUCUGAAGAUUUAAAUACCAAAGGAAAAGCUGAGUGAGAUCACUGGUUGGUUUUCAGUCCUCGUGUUUCCUGCUGCUGUAACAGCAUUAUCAGAUGAAUGGCAACGGUUUCAUUGCCUGCGUGGGACACGCUGUGGAGGGGAAGUACUACAGUACCCAGCAGCAGGGUGGAGGAUCCGUGAUGUAACGAGUAACGUCGACUGGAGGACUGGGUAAAUCCUCCGGAGCCGCUCGGGGUCUAAAAUAGAAACGGAGGCAGCGCCGCCCUCUGCAGCCGAAGCAGCUCCACGUCAGGCAGCGGCUCGCUCAGGAAAUUUAAACACAGCCGGCCACGACGCGGACACACACGGGCAUCUCUCUGCUCCAAGGUCACCGAGCCCGGCAGCCUGCACCGGACACACACACACACGCACACACACCUUCAUCCCGCAAAGUGAGUAGUUUGCGUUGAGCUGGGCCAGUGAUGCCGCCCCCAGGCACAGGUGCCCCCACUGUGCCCCCACCGGACGGCGGUUGGGGUUGGGCUGUGGUGUUGGCAUCUUUCAUCUCCAUAGGAUUCUCGUACGCCUUCCCCAAGGCCAUCACGGUUUUCUUCAAAGACAUCCAGAUCAUCUUCGAUGCCUCUUACAGUCAGAUCGCAUGGAUCUCCUCCAUCAUGCUCGCGGUCAUGUAUGCUGCAGGUCCCAUCAGCAGCAUACUCGUCAACAAGUACGGCUGCAGGCCCAUCGUCAUGAUGGGGGGCUGCCUGUGUUCCACUGGCAUGAUCUUAGCUUCCUUCUGCGUCAGCGUGGUGCAGCUUUAUAUCUGCAUAGGAGUUAUCGGUGGACUUGGACUAGCCUUCAACCUGCAGCCAGCGCUGACUAUGAUAGGCAGGUACUUCUUAAAGAAACGUCCCAUUGCUAAUGGGCUGGCAAUGGCUGGGAGUCCAGUGUUCCUCAGCACCCUGGCUCCUCUCAACCAAUACCUCUUCAACCAGUUUGGCUGGAGAGGCAGUUUCCUCAUCCUUGGAGGUUUGCUGUUGAACUGCUGUGUGGCUGGUUCCCUCAUGAGGCCUCUGGAACCUCCACCCAGCAAGGUCAAGAAGGAUGAAGAGUUGGCUGCCGUCGCCACUACAACGAAAGAGAAACGCACUGCCUGGGAAACAGUCAACAAGUACCUAGACUUGACGCUCUUCAAACAUCGUGGCUUCCUCAUCUACCUAUCAGGCAAUGUCAUCAUGUUCCUGGGCUUCUUUGCACCUAUUGUAUUCCUUGCAGCCUACGCCAAGGACAUGGGUGUGGAUGAGUACUCUGCUGCUUUCCUGCUCUCAAUCCUGGCUUUUGUCGACAUGUUUGCCAGGCCGUCCAUGGGACUACUGGCCAACUCGCGCUGGAUUCGGCCCAAGAUCCAGUACUUCUUCAGCUUUGCUGUGUUGUACAAUGGGGUGUGCCACAUCCUCUGCCCGCUGGUGGAAAGUUACACCGGUUUGGUGGUGUAUGCGAUCUUCUUCGGCUUUGCCUUUGGCAUGGUAAGCUCAGUGUUGUUUGAAACACUGAUGGACCUCGUUGGGCCUCAGAGGUUCUCCAGUGCUGUGGGACUCACCACCAUUGUGGAGUGCUGCCCGGUGCUCUUUGGUCCACCACUAGCAGGGAAACUGGUCGAUGUCACAAAAAAUUACAAGUACAUGUAUUUUUGCUGUGGAGCUAUUGUGAUUGUAGCAAGUAUUUGGCUCUUCAUUGGAAACUUCAUUAACUACAGACUCUUGGAGCGUGAGCGCAAACACGCUGAAAUGUACAAACGGACUGAGACAGAAGAUCCAGACCAAGUUCAGGAUCAGAAGGGGUCUGAUGGGGAAGCCCAGGCCUCUGAGGAGCUGGUAAACAGGAAAAAUGAGGAACCUAUGCAGCGGGAAACCAACAUCUAGAUCCCUCUGUUCUGCCAACAGCUCACCUUCACCUCCAGAGCAAACCUUGCAACACUUUCAACCAUGAUCAAACUGAGCUCCCAGCCAAGAGGUGCCUCUGGGUGUUCAACCAGGCUCAACCUGGGGUCCUCUGCACUUCUGUAAAACUAACUGCCAAAGCAACACUUGUGUUGUAGCUGUGAGGAGUAAUAUCUGUUUGUCAAAGAGCAUCCGCUGUGACUAUAAAGGAAAUAUUAACCUGAGAGAAAAGUGUAAGAUACUGUAUGCAUGUGAAGAGGCUAAAAGUCAGAAAAUGUUUAUGGAAAACAGUGUCGUACUAACUAACAUUUUCUUUCUUGCCACGUUCACCUCAUAUCGGAUUUACUGUCAAUACAAGACUGCAACUGAGGGACUAAUACCUUCACGACUGAUACCUAGUUGUAGUUAGAGACAGGAUAUGGGAUUAUCGUUUCUCUAGGAACUCCAAAAUUGUGUCAACUAAGAGCAAACAAAGUAGCAAAUCCAUAGAUGUUGGCAAAUAAUUAGGAAAUCGGUCACUCUAAGACAAUCAACUCUGCUUAAGAAAAGUAUUAUCUGUGUUUAGUCAUUUCUGUCCCAACAAGUUAAAAUAUUCCAAGUAGCAACAAGCGUCAUUCUGUCUUUCCUCCGGUGUCUUCCGAUAUGACGUGAAUGCAGCAUCAGCGUGUUGCCAAUGUUCCAACAGCACCAGCAAACUGAGUUCACAGGUUCAAAAUGAGAUCUCUCCACAACACACGGAAGUCUUGGUAAAGAAAAAUGGUUCAAUUAAGAAGAGGACACAGUGAAAGAUUUCUUGAUGGUAAGAAAGACCUUUCUGUGACUGAAAGGUCACUGGGUAAGAGCCAGUUUUGUACAGCAUCGGUGCGUUCACACCACAAGCAACAUGGUUUACGUGUUGCAUUUUUGAUGAGUUGACAGAGUGUGGCAAGUUAGAGGCUCUGAAUGUACCAACUGUACACUCAGAUCAGAGCUAAUGCUAGCUAUUGCUAAUUCGUUAGCAUAGAAAAUGAACAGAUACAGAGAUUCAGAGAUUAAGCAUCAAACUUUAAGAUGUCUCGUAGUCAAAGACCACAACUUUAAAGCUUUCAGUGGUUGGUCAUCUGCUCCUAUUUUAGUCUAAUGUUCCUGAAAUCACAUCGAUAGGAAACAGUGGAGGAGCUUGUGAUCUGGCUUCGAUGCUGGCAGCUGUUGAGAAACUUUAGUUGAGUUUCCCUGGUUGCUCAGCUCUGUAGGAAGCAAAAAACUUCUUAUGACUUGUUUCAUGUGUUGCUUGCGCUGUGAAUACAGCGUUAGCAAUGUCAGUGCACUGGAAAUGGUUGAUCCAUGCGGCGAUACGUGUGGAGCAAGAAUGCAAAAUCCUAAUUGCAGUGUUUCAUAUGGCAGUCAAGUGUGCUAAUAUUCCCACUUCCAUAAAUAAAAAACAGAUGUGUUCACAGCUGGUGACGCUGGUGCCCACGUAUUAUGCUGCCCGCCUGAGCACUGUAACAUUGUGUAGUAAAAAGCUGCACCAAUGUACCACUUUAAUACUUUCUAUCAAGUCAUUAAAUGGAAGUUGUCACAUGCUCCAUAUUGCACUCAUAUACAGUAUGCUGCAUUAAAAGAGAAAUGGCCAUACUUCUCCCCAAACAUCUUUGUAAAACUGCUGCAAUUCAAUACAUUUAAUUAUGGUUGAAUGUAAUUUCCUCUGUGGGCCUUAAUAAGGUAUUAAUGACCAAAAGCCAUCUGCAUAAUAGUGGUUUUACUACACAAACAGCCCCGUGAGCAACAUACUCUCUCAUAUUUAAAUGCAGAUAUACAGGGAAAUGUAUUUCUUGUGGUGAGUUUAACAGUCCCUUCUAUUAUACAUUGCCUUAAAUGUGAUGUAAUGUGGCGACAGUUGUACAGUGAAUACUUGAUAGUAUUAUAUGAAGCUGAUACACCUUUGUGUUAAAUGUGACCCACUUCUUUUGCUGUUAACUUAACAAGAAAUCAAUGUAAUCUGCUCCAUUUGUCUCCUAACAUGUACUGAAACAUUAAAACAAUGGGAUGCUGUUGUUCUAUGUACUCUCUCCAUUAACUAACAUCUGAAGGAAUAGUACUGAUACUAAUGAAUGCUAAUCAAGUCCACUUGUAUUGUCGUAUUGUGUGCAUUUACAUGUAAUGGGUGAACAUAUCAUAUAACAGUUUAACUGUCUGUCACUAUAAAUGUCAAUAUCGUUCAAUAUUCUGUCCAUUCCACGUUAAUUUUUGUAUAUGUCACCCUACUAUAACCUGAAGCUAAGCGCUGACCAAAUGGUGUCCUGUCUCAGAUGCAACAAAGCCUGACACAUUUUAAUAACAAAUGCUGUUUUGUUUUGUUUUCUUCAAACCAAUCAUGAAUGAAAAGAAAAUGUUGUCUAUUUUUCAUCCUGCAUUCAAUGGUUGAAUGUGUAUUCAGACUCAUGAAAAUAGAUUUCCAGCUGUGCAGCAGUGGCUCUCAACAAUGUACCAUCUUUACCCAAGACACCAAGUCACAGAGGAAAUGCUGUAAAUGAGAUCAAUCAGAUUUAUCCUCUGAGGGUAUCGGUGGACCACUAUUGAGAGCAACUGCUCUGCUAUUUACUGUUAAUGAGAUCACUUUGAAAGAUUUUCACAGUAUUGUGUUCUUAAUUUUCUGAAACACUUGAUCUGAGCUUGCUUUUGGACCUGGACUAGGUCUCAAAUAUAUUUCCAUAUGGAGAUGAGCCAGUCUGUUUUGAAGCAGCCCCAACAACAUAUAAACAAACCCAGGUUGUCAUUACUUUAUUAGGCCUUAUUUGUUGAGGAUACCGCUCAUUAGACACUGACUUAAUCUGUUCAUGUAGCUACGUAAGCUCCCAAGAUGCACUUUGGUCACCAGCAUUUCAUGCUGAUAUUAGUAUUUUCAUGUAUUACCAUGUCUGUACCUUCCUAAUGAAUAGCAUUAAUACCUUAUGAAUGUUGACUUAUCCUGCUUGCACUUAAUUAGUGGAAAGAGGGACUACUUUAAUUCACUAUGCUCACUGUGCAUGAUGACUCUCAGUGAGGGAAACAGACUGCUGUACAAUCACUUUCUACCAAAUAACGCUGCCCCCUGCUGGUGUAAAAGCCACCUAGACCAAAAGGUAAAGCCAAGCUUACCUUUCAAUACACUAGUUUUCAUAGAUUAUUUUUUGUCAAGCCCAUAUAAGGUUUCAGUUUCAUGGGUAAUGUAAAUGCAUCUGUGCUUUAUUUUUUAUUUUAUUUUAUUUUAUUUUUUUGGUGGGGGUAUUGUCAGUAUGAAUAUACUUUCUUGGUAUUUAUAUGUUAAAGUACACAAGUAUAACAAACCACAACCCUGUAAUGCUUUGAUGGAACUAAGGGGAAUAUCACUGAAUUUGAGCAUUUGUUUUUCAAGCCAUGCAGUUUUGUUUUUCUCUAUAAUCAGUAAUAAGAACAGAGUAAAAAGAGUGGGUUAUUCCUUUUGCAGAUAAGAGUAGAAAUAACAGCAGUGGUCCAGGGAGCAUAUAGUCCAACAUCUGCAAUGGUUCAAAGCAGCGGUUCCCAACCUGGGUGUCAGAACCCCAAAACGGGUGGCUGGAUAAACCUAAGGGGUCAUGAGAUAAUUAACACAAUGGGAGAGAAUCACGAACAGGCUGUUUUUUUCUGUAAUUGCUAUUUUCUUUUGAAAUACUGGAUAGUUUAUCUCCUGAGGCCUCUAAAAAAAUAUUUGCAUUUCAGAAUCUGUAUACCAUAUAAAAUUUGUGGGUCAUAAGUAAAUUUGUUUUAUUUUGAAGGGACAUAAAUCAAAAGUUUGGGAACUGCUACUUUAGAGGUCCCCAACAUCCCCCAUGUCAUUUGUUGUGUCUAUAUGGGACAUCACAUGACAUACACUAAAUUUUGUGGUAUUCUCCUUAUUAUACAUCGUACUGUAAAACCAUGAAGUGUUUGUCCAAAUCUAAGCAAUACAUUUGUAUGUAUUUUGGUACAAAAUGUUUAUUGUAAGAAGAAAAGGAAAUGUGUUAUAAUAAUUGAAUCCAAAUAGAGAUAAUUAAGAAUGGAUUUAACAUGCACCAAUAGCCUUAUUAAUUCUAUUGCUUAGGAUCGCAUAUAUUUUGUGUUUCUUCUCUUUUUAUAGAGAUAACUGUAUUCAGAAAGUUUUUGAUUUUGAUGAUGGCUUAAGACCAAAUUUAGCGGAGAGGUUAAAAUUAAUUAAUUUAUUUACUAUUAAUGUUUCUGUGAACACACAUAACUUUUAUUUAAAAAGGAAAUGUAUGUUCACUGGCUGAAAAUUGUUAUAUUAAUUGAUAUAUAGCUUGACUGUUUUUUUGUUGUUGUUUGUUUAUUUUAUGAUGUGUGAAACCGAUACACAGAACGUUAAAGGAUUUAAAGUUUGUAAGGGCCUGAAAGAGAUUGUAAGAGAUGUUCAUUUUGGAUACAUGCUAAAUGUUAAGUGAAAACGUGGCAUAGUGCCACCAUUUCUGUUUUUCAGGGUUGUCUUGAAAAGCACUUAGCAGCUAACACUCUCAGCGUCUGACUGAGUUUAGCUGAUAGAAAUGACAGAUUGGAGUUUCAAACAUUCAUACAGUUUCAGUCAUGAAGGAGACAUCGUGAUUGGUUGAGUUUAUCAUUGAAGAAAAAAGCUAAGAAAACACAGUUCUUGUAAACUCAAUGGAAAAAAGUGAUGUGUCUUAGAGACAUUAAUUUAAAUUAUGCUCUGAUUUUCAGCUUGUUUGAAUUAUGUGUUGUUUUUAAAAUCUCUCCCCGCUGAGUCAGUGCGAUAAUUUCUGCCUGUAAAGUGUUUGAACUCAAGUUAAGUAGAACGAAAUUCCAGUCUGCAGGAUGAAAUCCUCCAGCAUAUACGAGACUUUCAUUUCUUCUCGUCCAUGUGGUGAGAAGAUCAGUGUUGGUGUUGACUGUAUACAAGGUGUUUUGCUACUGGAAGGCUGUAGGACUGUCAAUAACACCUCUGGCUGUUAAGCUAACUGUGCCUUACUGUGCUACACUGACCAUUAUAAAAAGCUCUUUGAGAACACAGGAAACUUGAUAUUGUGUUGCUCCAACAUAUAAGCUCAUUAGUUUGUCCUUGCUCCUACUCAUCUGUAUGUUUACAAAUCACUGCACUCUCUCAUUUUAUGUAAAUAAUCAUUGUGUAGCUACCAAUCCAGAAUCCACUUGUGUCUGCGUCUUCACACAUUAACACAUAAGAACAAAUAAGCUGCAAGAAUGUGUAACACCAUAUGUAGUCUAAUUAUUACUAAAUUGUUAUGUCUAUGGUGCAUUUACUGUAUAUUGUGUUCAUCGGACUUUGUACACAUAGUUAAGGAUGCAAAUAUUUCUGUGUGAACACAUUUGAGGAUGGUCGUGUUCACAUGUUUGGACCUCUUUACUGUAGUUUGUCUCAGAAGUGAACUCAGUCCAUUAUGUCCUUCCAGUAGCAGACGUACUGUGUGCUUUCUCAUCAGGGCAACUCUACUGUAUGGCAUUAAAGCAAUUUUUCAGAUUGUGUCAGUCUUUCCACUACCUCUGCAGCCGUCAUGUCAGAACGAGGAAAAGUACCACACGGGUAUAGAAAACUGAUAUGUUUUUUUUUGUAAUUGUAAUAUGAAAAUAUCGCCUAUCACAGUAGCAAAUAAAUAAAGUAUAUAUCCAAACAA
Seriola aureovittata is the source of this 12051-nucleotide messenger RNA. RefSeq names its product monocarboxylate transporter 2-like. Gene Ontology annotation, cellular component: membrane. The record is from RefSeq and is a predicted model, not a curated record. Gene Ontology annotation, molecular function: monocarboxylic acid transmembrane transporter activity. NCBI's taxonomy places the organism in Eukaryota, Metazoa, Chordata, Actinopteri, Carangiformes, Carangidae. The transcript is spliced from 7 exons. Gene Ontology annotation, biological process: monocarboxylic acid transport; transmembrane transport. The coding region runs from base 4982 to 6421 and encodes 479 amino acids.